Pristis pectinata (smalltooth sawfish) is the source of this 797-nucleotide messenger RNA. It is a transcript of the gene pole3, whose product is annotated as polymerase (DNA directed), epsilon 3 (p17 subunit). Bases 17 to 475 code for a protein of 152 amino acids. The record is from RefSeq and is a predicted model, not a curated record. Gene Ontology annotation, biological process: heterochromatin formation; DNA damage response; leading strand elongation. Gene Ontology annotation, cellular component: epsilon DNA polymerase complex; CHRAC. Gene Ontology annotation, molecular function: chromatin DNA binding; protein heterodimerization activity. NCBI's taxonomy places the organism in Eukaryota, Metazoa, Chordata, Chondrichthyes, Rhinopristiformes, Pristidae. The transcript has 5 exons.
GGCCGAGGGAAGGAACAUGGCCGAGAGACCAGAAGACCUGAACCUGCCAAAUGCAGUCAUUACCAGGAUUAUAAAAGAGGCGCUCCCAGAUGGAGUGAAUGUAUCAAAAGAAGCCCGCAGUGCAAUAUCCCGAGCAGCUAGUGUUUUUGUUCUUUACGCAACCUCCUGUGCAAAUAAUUUUGCAAUGAAGAGCAAGAGGAAAACACUGAGUGCCUCUGAUGUGCUUGCAGCGAUGGAAGAGAUGGAGUUUGAUCGCUUCAUUGCUCCACUGAAAGAUGCAUUGGAAGCUUACAAGCGAGAGCAGAGAGGAAAGAAAGAAGCUUCAGAACAGAAGAAGAAGGAUAAGAAGCCUGAGAAUGAGGAACAUGACAAGAGUAAAGAAGAUGAGAAUGAGGAAGAUACAGAAGAGGUAAAAAUGGUGGAAGAUGAUGAGCAAAAAGAAGUUGAAAAUGAGGAAGAGGAUGUGGAAAACUGAGGCGCUUGCAAAUGCCUAACGUGACUGAAAUAGAAAUGAUGUAUUUGGAAAUUGGCAGUGAUCACAAAGAUUAUUGCAGUGCACUUCUACAGCUCUGUUUAAGGGCUUUAUACCAUUGGGUUGAUACCACUAAGGAAGCAUUAGUGGAUCAGCUUUCUCUGUUUUUGUACAGUUGGAUAAAAUUGAAACCUCUUCUAUUAGUUAAUCAUUUGAGUUAUCUUUUUGUAAAACUAAAUGUUUGAAUAAUGCAUUCUAAAGGACACCUUUUUUUGCACUCUUACAUUGUUAAUAAAAUGGUUCCAGGCACCUGGAAUCGACCAUG